GCGGCUCACGGGAGGCCUACAUGGAGAGGCUUACACAAUGUACGUUAUAAUUGCCAUCUUGGUCGCGGCAGGAAUAUUGUCUUGGAGUUCUGCAGACAACCCGUGUGUCGGGGACAGACUGGGAAACUAUUGGUUCGGACCUUCCUGCAGGUUCCAGUGCCACUGUUACGACAGAAGGCAAUGUGACUCCACAACAGGAAGCUGCUCUUCCUUGGGAUGUGAGACGGGAUACUUUGGUCCCGGCUGCCAGUACUUCUCCAUUGCCUACGAACAACCAACAACACAAUCCAGUACUUCGUCGAGGUCAUCCUCUGCUGUAGACGGUUUCACCUCCACCUACUCGUACACACGAUCCACCCUGGACCCAACAUGGAGCGUGGAGUUACAACACCCUGCCUGGAUAGUCUGGGUGGACGUCAAUGUGCCAGCGAAUUACGGUAGUGGACAAGACUGGAAACUAUUGGUUCGGAUAGCCUGCAGGUUCCAGUGCCACUUAUUGCGACCAGAAGGCAAUGCGAGUCCACAACAGGAGAAGCUGCUCUUCUAUGGGAUGUAG
This is a messenger RNA of Haliotis rubra (blacklip abalone), 556 nucleotides long. RefSeq lists its product as uncharacterized. The transcript has 4 exons. The record is from RefSeq and is a predicted model, not a curated record. The coding region runs from base 38 to 556 and encodes 172 amino acids. NCBI's taxonomy places the organism in Eukaryota, Metazoa, Mollusca, Gastropoda, Lepetellida, Haliotidae.